Messenger RNA from Pyrenophora tritici-repentis Pt-1C-BFP, 1000 nucleotides. RefSeq names its product FAP multi-domain protein. Lineage: Eukaryota; Fungi; Ascomycota; Dothideomycetes; Pleosporales; Pleosporaceae. The record is from RefSeq and is a predicted model, not a curated record.
AUGUCCAAACCCACAUACCUCCUCUUCCCCAACCUACCCCCAGAACUCCGACAAGAAAUAUACACCUACCUCUCCACCCCCGACAACACCUCUACCCCCGCCCAAACCACCAGCCUCCCCCUGGUCCUCAAAACCUACACCUGCAAACACACCACCAUCCAAAUCCUCCCCGUCCACCACGGAUCCGCCGGCCUCCUCUCCUUGCCCCAUGAUAUCUUCCCCGAAGCAGCCGAAUACCGCACUUGGCUCCUCUCCAACGCCGUCGAGCUGUGCAUCGGUGUGCAAUUCACCGGCCGCGUGAAUUCCUUUGUGCAAGCAGAUUGGGACAGGAAAGUGGAGACGCAUCUUAAUAAGCUGGUGAAGCAGCAUGCUUGGCUAAGGAAAGUGAGUAGGUAUGAUGUUAAGGUCUAUUGGAUGCCGAAAGAUGGGCCGUUGAAGAGUAAGAAGGGGAAGAGGGUUGCGGGACGGAUUCCGAAUGCGAUGGUUGAGAGUCUGACUAAGAUGAUGGAUGAAGGGGUUAAGAGGAGGAAAGGGGAGGUGAGGGUUGCGUUGGUUACGGGUGUUGUUUUCGUCUUUGUUAGUGUGGCUCAGUCGGUGAGAUUUGGGUUGGAUGUUUUUCUGGCCCGCGGGAAUGGAGGGGCUGGGUUCAAGAGAGUGGUGAAGGAGGUUCAUAAUCCGCGCGUGGGCGCUCAUGUUACAGACUCGUCGUUUCUGGUAUCAAAGGAAAAGGAGUUUGUCGAGUGGGUGGACGGGACAUGGGACCAGCUGGUGAUGCGGAAGACCUAUGUGGAUGGAGACGAGGGCGAGGCUGUCGUUACGUAUGGCCAGAAGCAACCGGGGUAUUCGUUCACUCAUACGCUGAUGGAAUGUAUGGGGCAGGACUGAAGGGCAUGGAUGGUGUGGUACAAUAUGCCCACGUUCCAGAGACAAUCAAUUCCUACAUACUUCUAUGGGUUGCAUGGCAGAACUGUUCCCAUACAGGUAUUUCUUUCCACAAUCA